AUGAGCACUACAGCAAUGGCACUGCCGGUACCCUUCCUGCAAGCUCGGCGAAACCAGUCGGCGCACUUUUCCGUGUUCGCGCUGCUCUUUGCAGAGACGAUAUCGUAUUUUCAGAACAGAGUCGACUCCAUCGCUGAGCUAGAGGAGCGACUGCUGGACCUUGGCCAACAAAUCGGUCGACGAGUACUGGAACUGGUGUGGCUUCGAGAAAAGUUCACCCGAAGGGAAAUCGACGUUCUUGGUGCGCUGCGCUUCACCACCACGACAGUAUGGCGCUUCCUUUUCGGCAAGUUUGCUGACUCGCUGGAGCGAGUGAAAGACAAGGAGAACGAGUAUAUUAUUGUGGACAAUACGAUGCUGUUCGCUCGUUUCAUCAGCGUGCCAACGGAACUGGAAGGCUUGAACUGCAAUGCGCUCAUAGCGGGCAUCGUUCAAGGAGUACUGACAGCAAGUGGUUUCCCCUGCCGAGUCGAUGCACAUCAGGCACCACCGGCAGACGCAAGCGAAUAUGUGUCGCGAUCGCUGUUUUCCAUCAGGUUCUUGCCCGAAAGCAACCAUACGUUCUGA
Molecule: messenger RNA, 567 nt
Organism: Cyanidioschyzon merolae strain 10D
Lineage: Eukaryota; Rhodophyta; Bangiophyceae; Cyanidiales; Cyanidiaceae
Exons: 1
Coding region: 1-567 (188 amino acids)
Biological process (GO): endoplasmic reticulum to Golgi vesicle-mediated transport
Cellular component (GO): TRAPPIII protein complex; TRAPPI protein complex; TRAPPII protein complex
Source: RefSeq, a predicted model, not a curated record